CCAGUUCUGGUAUACCUCUUUGCUCGGGGCUUGCUUGUCGCCCGUCCCCGCGUCAUGUCGUGUUGUCGACUUCCCGUCCCCGCGGAGGUCCGGAUCACAAAAUUCUGCGAAUCACGAACGCGCCAUUGUCCAUUGUGCCGAGACGCGUAGCGCGCCUCCUCUGCUCCUCUCCUCAUCAUGUUCCGCCGUGCAGUCUCCAGCAGCCUCCGCUCCCAGGCGCGCGCACUCACAACAAGCGCGACGCGCACAAGGGCUGGACGGGCGAGUCUCGCAGCUGGUUCAGCAGCCUUGGCUGGCGGUGUCGCCUUAUAUGCUUCGACGAAUACUCUGUGGAAUGACGCCCCUGCAAACGAGAACUUCCAAGCUCUAGACGGCAAUGAAGCAGGCUCAAGCGAGACAAUAGAGGACGUUCCUCAGCCGUCGAAGGUAACCGAGCUCAACCCGGACGUGCUGGAGACAUUCGUAUGGGGAUCGAACAAGUCUAAGACUCUCGAUCCCGAGCAAGCUGAGAGCCUACGACUUCCAUCCCUCGCGAACUGGCUGAACGGGGUUGCGCUGAGGGACCUCGCGCUGCACGAAAGCUAUGGCGCCUGCGUCGACGCGAAGGGCGAUGUCUACCAGUGGGGUGAAGGCUAUUCUGGCGCGGAGGGACAGAAAGAUGCGAGGCCUGCAGCGACUCUGCGCGGCAAGAACAUCGUCCAGCUGCAACUUACCGAAUCGCGCCUAUUUGCGCUGUCAUCCUCGGGCAAGGUCUAUGUCCUGCCUGCCUCAGCCGAAAAGCAAGCACUGCCCAACCCUCCCUCGCGACCCUCUUGGCUCGGCGCCCAGUUAUGGAGCGACGCAACAACUAUUGACUAUGAGGAGCUUGCACCUAAGCAAGCCUUGAAGCGUGGCGAGAGGUUCACCUCCAUCGCCGCCGGAGACGACCACCUCCUCGCCCUCACCUCUCAAGGUCGGACCUUCGCGCAUCCCGUCACCAAAGCCGCCAACACCUGCGGUCAGCUCGGUUUCCGCCGCUUCGAAGUCCCGGACCCCGCCAGCCCCUCGCAAGCACUGCAGGUCGAGCUCAGAGCGCGCUCGCCCAACAUGUCGCUCCUCCAGGGAGCCGGUCCGUCAUCCUCAGACAACCUCGUCGCCUUCGACGAGACAGAUAUCCGGUGGUGUCCGUAUCUGUUCGAGGUACCUGCACUACGAGGAAUCGAGAUGGCGCAAAUUGCGGCGGGGAAGAGGAGUAGCUUUGCGCGGACGAAGGACGGAAGGGUGCUCGCGUGGGGUGCAAAUGAGGCAGGACAACUCGGCCUUGGCCGCACCGUCAACCUCGACGUGGUCACGGUACCCACCGAAGUCGUCCUUUGGGCCGCAACGCCACAGCGCACGCGUACGAAGUGCCUCGAUGUCGCAGCAGGUGGCAAUCUGACGUGCUUCACCGUGGAGCGCGAGGAUGCGCAGGCGCCGAAGACUGUCGAGGUGCUCAUGUGCGGCGACGGACAAUGGGGCGGGCUCGGGGGUAACAACUACAGCACGGCACAGAGCACGCCUCUGCGCGCACGCAAUGUCAGCGGGUUAGCGGAGUACGACGAUGCAACGGGCGCCAUGCAGCCCAUCGGCCCGCGCGACGUCGCCGUCUCCCCCACCGGGCACGUCCUCCUCACCCUCAAUACCGCCGCCUCCAACCCCACCGCCGGCAAGGACCUCGUCGUCUGGGGCCGCAACCACACCUACGAGCUCGGCACGGGGCGCAUGAAGAGCCUCCCAGCGCCGACGACGCUGUUCACGCCCGAGGGGGCGCGCGUCAUGCUGCGCCAGCAGAAGGCGAAGGAGGUCCGCGCGCUGGACGGGAGCGUGUGGAAGCGGAAUGUGGAGGUCGUGCAGCACGCUGCGGUGGGGUACAAUAGCAGCGUGGUCUAUUGGCGGAUAGCACAGUAGAUGAUAGACGCUUCGGAUACUUCUUUGUAGCGUAGCACUUUUCGGAACACACACCUCACUCCAUUGAUGGCA
This is a messenger RNA of Schizophyllum commune H4-8, 1998 nucleotides long. Its product is annotated as RCC1/BLIP-II. The transcript is spliced from 7 exons. Gene Ontology annotation, cellular component: mitochondrial inner membrane. Gene Ontology annotation, biological process: mitochondrial respiratory chain complex III assembly. NCBI's taxonomy places the organism in Eukaryota, Fungi, Basidiomycota, Agaricomycetes, Agaricales, Schizophyllaceae. The record is from RefSeq and is a predicted model, not a curated record. The coding region runs from base 178 to 1926 and encodes 582 amino acids.